Messenger RNA from Paramecium primaurelia, 555 nucleotides. The record is from the annotation of a GenBank genome assembly. Lineage: Eukaryota; Ciliophora; Oligohymenophorea; Peniculida; Parameciidae.
AUGCUGACUUAUUCUUGUUUAGUUUAGAGCUAUAUGAUAUAGACUAAUUCUCUAAGUAAUUGGUUUCUUAACUUAUAUAAAACAUGGAUGAUUAAUAUAGUGAGUUAGCAUUAGAUUGUGUUGAAAAUAGAUUUAGAAACUGAAUUAAUUGAAUUAGGAAAUAUGGUGUUUCGAUUCCCUUUUUAAUGCACUAUAUAAAAUGUCAAUCAAAACAAUAGUAUCUUAAAUAAAGAAUUUUAAAUUAAAAAUUGUUAGAUGUUAUGGGUUAACUAAAUAUUAUUAUUUAUUAUCCAAGCAUUUUAUCUGACUAUAUAAAAAAAGAAAAGAUGUUUAUUUAUUUUAAAAUAGACAUAAGCGUUAUUAACUAUCUUAAACUUGGAUGGAACCUUGAAAAUUGGAGUGAGCUAGCCAAAUAUUCAGUUGAAGAAAGAGAAUACUUCUAUAUUUAUUUAAAUACUUAUGAGGGUACACAAAUACAAAUGUAAAGUUGAAUAGAAAUAGAAUUUUAAAUAAUCAUCUCUAGACCCUAAUUAAAUAAUAUUUAUUGAGUCUUGA